CGCAUGAGUAAGAGAUCCGUUUCUCAAAUGUACUUGACUGUGACUAGUAGGGAAAAGAACGACCUAUGGAGAAUUGGCAACUCCCAGACACGGUGAAGUUUACGUAGAGAAUAAGGAGAAAAGGGUGGAGUUAAUGCUUAGCUUCUGUCUAUAAAAGUCGGUGUGGGGCCAACUGCUUUCAGUCGGAUUCUCUGAAGUUCGGCGCAUCCCUUCUCCUUUUUCUCGUUUCUGCAACCUAUUCCAAGCCCAGACAUCGCAAGCACAUAGUCGGCGGCCUUUGGGCCAGUCUUCCCCCAGGCGCGACCCCCGCUGUCACUGAGCCGCGGGACCCUUGAAGAGCCAGGUGAGCGGGGCGGGAGGACGGCAGCCUCCAGAAGCAGCCAAGUCGGCCUAUGCACGGGCCUCUCAGGGUCCUGCAGACCCUCCUCUUUCUUUCAGGGCUUGAUCCCCUCCUCCGCCACUGCGGUAGUCGGUCCCUCACCAGGAGCUGAUACCCGCCGGGCUCGGAGGUCGCCUCCGGGCACUUCCUUAUCACUUUCUCGCUCUGGGCGGGGGAGAGGUUUAUCUUACCCAGAAAAAGAAACUAACUUUUUCCUACAUUGCGACUGCGCGGUUUCAUCCCGGCUGAUAAGAUUCAUUAAUGGCGAAUUUCCCGGCAAAAUCCCGCAGUGACUGCCUUCCUGGUUUGGCCUAGGACUUCUCUGAGGCAGCUGGUCACCAGACAGAAGGACCCGACGGCCCUCGAGAGUGAAUAAGCAUUUGGUCUUGAAACCAAAGAAAAACCUGAGUUCAAGUUCCGUCCUCUGACAUAUUACUGAUUGUAUGAUCCCACAGGAGCCAUUUAAUUUCUAGGCAACUUUCCAAGAUUUCUUCUGAGAGUACUAGGCAACUUUCUAAUACUCAGAUCUGGCUGUACAAAAAAAAGAAUGCUUUGGCUUAGCUGAUUUAUACAAAUAAGAGUUUUGAAUGCCAGGAUUAUGGUAAAGAAAGAGCUGCCUUUCCCAGAGGACUGUCCAUCUAAACAAGAAACAGACAUGUCUUUGGAUGACAUGGAGAUGAAAACCGACGACUUGUUAGAGAAGGAGCAGAUAGACAGUGGAGGGUUUGGAAUGGUGUCCUUGUGUUUUCAUAGAAACCAUGGGCUUGUGAUCUUGAAAAAUGUAUACACCGGUCCCAAGCGCACCGAGUAUAAUGCUGCCCUCCUGGAAGAAGGGAAGAUCAUGCACAGGCUGAAGCAUAAUCGAGUAGUGAAGUUCCUAGGCUUUAUUUUAGAAGAUGGGAAUUAUUCCCUUGUAAUGGAGUAUAUGGAAAAAGGGAAUCUAAUGAAGGUGCUGAAGACAACCAGUAUCCCCUUAUCUGUGAAAGGAAGAUCCAUUCUAGAGAUCAUUGAAGGAAUGUGCUACUUGCAUGGAGAAGGUGUGAUACACAAAGACCUAAAGCCAGAAAACAUCCUCGUGGAUGAAAACUUCCACAUUAAGAUAGCAGAUCUUGGUGUUGCCUUCUUUAAGACAUGGAGCAAACUGACUAAAGAGGAAAACAACAGGCAGAGGAAAAUAAAUACUGCUGUUAAGGCAAAUGCUGGCACCCUGUUGUACAUGGCCCCAGAGCAUUUGAAUGAUGUCAACGCAAAGCCUACAGACAAGUCAGAUGUGUACAGCUUUGCCAUAGUGCUCUGGGCAAUUUUUGCAAACAAGGAACCAUAUGAAAAUGCUAUUUGUGAACAACAAAUAAUAACAUGUAUUGGAAAUGGAAACAGACCAAAUGUGGAAGAAAUAGCUGGAAAGUGUCCAAAGGAGAUUAUUGAUCUCAUGGUACGCUGCUGGAAUGGGAAUCCAGAAGAUCGGCCAACCUUUAGUGAAAUUGACCAAGAAUUCAGACCUUUCUAUUUGAAACAAUUAGGAGAAAAAGUAGAAGAAGAUGUGAAGAGUUUAAAAGAAACAUAUCCUUCUCCAAAUGAAGUAGUAAAAAGGAUGCAAUCUCUCCAGGUUGAUUCAGUACCAGUGGCCCCAAGCAGGACAAAUUCAGAACAACCCAAUUCACUCCAUAGCUCUCAGGAACUCAGGACUGGUAGCAUUGAUGAGUCUAUGUUUGCUCCUUACCCUGAGAACCAGCCAGUGGAGAAUGAGUCCAGUCCUGAGGCCCAGAGCCUACAAAGCAAGCUCCAAGAAGAGGCAAACUACCAUCUUUAUGGCAGCCGAAUGGAUAAGAGGACAAACAGUCAAUUUAAAAAUGCUGUGGAGAAGAGAGAGGAAGAAAGGAGACGAAGAGUCUCACAUGACCCUUACGCAGCAGGGCCUGCUCCCCGUACAACUUCUCCAUUUUAUCCGAAUACUUUCCUUUCUGGGAAGGGUUACCACCUUCCCGAUGCAAACAGUCACAACAAUCUGUCCCAGAGGCCCGCAGAACCAUCCACCCCACUCCCAGUGCUGAAUAACCAUCCAGUUUUUGGAUCAAGGCCAAUGGAUUCAAGAACAAACAACGUCCUUGGACUGAACCCAAGUGGUGUAUCUACCCCCUUUAAAAUACCCGUGCCUGAAUCUAACACAGGAGCCAGCAUGCCUACUCUCCCUUUCGAUGCAAUCGGUCAAGUAAACAGCAUGUCAACUAUGAUGAAGAAUUUCUCUUUUGUUCCUCAGAUUCCUGUAUCUCUACCAGGCUUUGAAGGCUCAGUGCCAUGCAAGAUCAUCAACAGCAGUGGCAUUCAGUUUGGAAAUAACAAUUACAUGGUGAUUGAUGACAGCAGUCUGAUGGCUAGAAACAUACCCACCAACAUCCAGCAAGAAUCAGAAUCCAAGUAUCAGCACAUAUUUGAAGAUACCACCGGUGUGCUUGAUAAACACCUGGACCCUGUAAGAGAGAAUCUUGGAAAGAAUUGGAAAAAAUGUGCCCGGAGGUUGGGCUUCACUGAAUCCCAGAUUGACGAAAUUGACCAUGACUAUGAUCGAGAUGGACUGAAAGAAAAGGUGUUCCAGAUGCUCCAGAAGUGGCUAAUGAGAGAAGGCAACAAGGGUGCCACUGUUGGAAAGCUAGCCAAAGCUCUUUUCCAGUGCCAGAGAAUAGACCUUGUGAAUAUUUUGAUAUUUGUAAACCAGAACUAGCCUGAUGGGUAUAAAUUGGAAGAAAUGCAUGUAAAUACUUUUUCACUAUGCAGCUCAAUGUAAAUUAUGCUGUCUGUAGACAUUUCUCUGUGAUCAGCCUUUUACCUGCCCAGCUGCAUUCAAGGAAUCACAUCAACCAUUACUGCCAAGUUUGUCUGCAUGGCCCCAUCUUUCAAUCUUGCCUGGCCUUUGGGUACUUGUCUGCCUGCCCACAGGAAAGGGCAGCUGGAACCUGCAAUGAUCUCAUCUCUUUAGCAUUAAUCUCAUUUCCUUAAUGGUGCUAUAAUGGAUGAGAAGUUGAAGUGACACUAAUCAUAUCUCCUCAUUUGAUGUUGCAUCCAGCACAAUAAAAGACAUGGGUCUUUUAAUCUGAGGAGGGAAACCUUUGACAUGAAAACAUAGGGCAGGAGGAAAGAAAUGCGGAUAAUAUAAAGAAUACACAAAGAUGUGUAUUGGAAGCAACUCUGAGACUUCUUCAGCUUGCAGGGGUUAAGAGUUGUACAUUUAUUUGCAAGUUAACCAAUGAGAAUGAGGAAUUCACAAUACAAUAGAUUAUUGAAAGUAACAACAUCUGUUUCCACAUCAAUAAUACAAGAUUCUUGGGGAAGGAUGCUCAUGCCUAAUUUUGCUGAUUCUAAAAGUGAAGCACAAUAUGUAAGUCUGUUUCCUACAAGUUAUGAUGUUGUACAUAUUUCAUCAAUCUUCCUUGUAUUAUAACCUAUCUAUAGGAUCCCUUUCCUGCUAUUACAAAUAUGUGAGAACUGCUUGCUGUCUAACUUUGGGAAAGUUGGUAGAUAAACAAUCUGCUUACUCAGAUGGUAGAUGAGAGGAUGUGCCCCUUUUUAGAAAGAGUUAAAAUAUGUUUGUUUCUUGCCUUGAGACUUUAGCCCCAAAUCAAUUCUUUUAUUAAAGGUUUCAGUACAUAUCAAUCAUGUGAAUUAUUAAAUUUAGCCAUAAUGAGAAAAUUGCUUUUGCAACUAUAUCUUACUUUCACUAUUGUUUUUUGGGAUCAGCUUUGACCAUAUUUUUAUAAUCCUCUGGAUUUAUUUCUGGGUACCAAUCAAGACUGUCUUCCUUUCAUAUGGAAGUUGUUUGCUCCUAUCUAUAAAAGUAGUGGAAGUUUGAAAUUGGGGUAGGUUGCCUUAUUAAACAGGGUCUUAAGUCUAUUUGAGAUAUUCAGAGUUGUAAAAAAGGAGAGCCUGUUUUUGGAAAGAAUAUCCAGCUAUUUCCCUGGAAGAGCAAUGUGGCUGGUGGUAGCUGAGGCCUCACUAUGUCUGCCAUUUUCAACUUUCAGAGUCUACUGACAAUCGUUUUGCUGCUUAUAUAUACCUGUGCAUACAUCCGAUCCUUGACUCCCAGCUUCUUGUACAAAAAUAAAACUGGACUGUUUGG
Messenger RNA from Monodelphis domestica (gray short-tailed opossum), 4490 nucleotides. Lineage: Eukaryota; Metazoa; Chordata; Mammalia; Didelphimorphia; Didelphidae. The record is from RefSeq and is a predicted model, not a curated record.